Adineta ricciae is the source of this 2124-nucleotide messenger RNA. The record is from the annotation of a GenBank genome assembly. Lineage: Eukaryota; Metazoa; Rotifera; Eurotatoria; Adinetida; Adinetidae.
AUGGACGAAACGAGCUCAGUAUCGUCGAAAUUAAUAAAACCACAUUAUCUAAGUCUCCUUGAAGAACUCAGUAAACUUUCCGAGUUAUCAAUUACCGUCGACAUCGCCAAAAUAGAUACAAUCUUCGAUAAUGUAACUGAAAGUAUAGAACACAUCUUAGAAUGUAUGCCCUUUCAAAAGAGUGCAAUGGUUUUGAUUACGAUAAUGAAUUCCAUCGUACGUCUCUGCGUCACCGAUCAAUCCAGCGUUUUCAUAUCGCGCGAAUCGUUUCAAUUGAUGUUCGAAAAAUUACAUAAGUUUAUAAUGAAGGUUUUUAAAAGUGAAAAAUUUUCCCCGGUGUGUGCAAGUGAUAUUUUGGAUUCAAUAUUUAUGAAUCUUAUCGCCGAUGAUUUCAUCGAAAUUUUCCUCCGACGAUUUCUUUUCGAAGACAACCUAUCGACCAACGAUUCUCUGCAACAAGAUAACAAAUCUUCUCAAGGUAACAUGGUUGAUUUGCAUCAAAUCCUUGAACAAUACAUAUCAUAUAGUGACUCGUCUCUUUUGAAAACGCCCAUUGUAUCCGUCGAUGCAUUUAGAUAUCACUACCGUCCUCUUCUGCUCGCUUUGCAAAAAUGUAUCGAUAGCUACUUAAUCCGUACAUUCCGACAACUUUCAGCACGUCAACUACAAGGAAUUGAGGCUGUUCUGAUUUUUAUAUUGAGUAUGACCGAUAAACUUUCGUUACUUCCUGUAUUAAUUGAUCUUGAUUAUAUUAAAAAAAGCGUCGAAUGGAUCCAUUCCGAAAUAUUUUUAUUUCAUAUUGCAAAUCUUGGCCUAUUAACAAUUACAAUCGUUUAUAAUUUAUCCCGAGACAAAGUAGGCUUUAAAAAGCUUCGUGCGGAAAAGGCAUUUGACGUUUUAAUGACUCUGAAACAGUCCAUCGAUGAAAUAAAUAAUAAAGAAUUGACAGAAUGUUUCGCUAGAGCUUUGAUAGCAGUUUCGACCAGCGAUGAACAAUCAGAAGAGAACAAAAAGCUUAUUCUUGAGACCAGUGAAACUCUAUACAAAAUCUGUAAGCAAGCUGAUAAAGAUCCUGAUUUAAGAUGUGAUGGAUAUCAUUUAUCAGAAAUAUUGGAGCUGUUACAACGUGCGUUCGCAAAUACUUAUGUAAUAAAACAUAUAAUGGAGGAUAUCACUGAUGGAAAUUCGCUGGCGAUAGAUUAUUUUGCUGGACUGUUCUUAUCUUUCUACGGGACUUUAUUGGAUCCUGAUCCGAAUGAUUUGGAAAAGCGUGCUAUUCAAUAUUUACUCAAGGUUCUAUUGCAAAUUUCCAGUUAUCCUGCAUAUUUACAGCAGUUGAUUGAUAAUGAUCGAUUUUGUAUAAUUAUAGAAGCGUUAGCUACCCGUCCGAAACAGGACGAUGCUAAACGCAUUUGGUGUCAUAUUCAAGAAAUAACUUUACGCGACAUGCCGAAAAAAGAAACAGCAUCGAAAAUUUAUAUCAGUUAUCAUUAUACUGAUGAAGAAAUUUGCAAAGAAUUUGUGAAAGAACUAAGGAAGAAAAAAAUAGCCAUUCAAAUUUGGGUCGAUUACGAAAACGUUGAAGUAAGUGAAGAUAUGUGGGAAGCUGUAUCUCCAAAUAUCAGAUCGGCAUCGACUGUGAUUGUCUUAGCGUCAACUGCCUAUGGGGAAAGUAUGGAUAAAUUUCAAGAGUUAUCAUACAUAAUGUCUACUAACAAAGCAAGAGAUCCACAGAAAGGUUUAGUUGUGAUUACAACUGAGCCGAAUUUCAGUUCGAAACGAUCAUGGAUGAAUAAUUUAUUAAAAGAUCAUACUGUAAUUCCAUAUGAGAACAAUAUGGGUCACAUGGUAUCGAGAUUAUAUGAACAAAUUGGAAUAGCGAAGAAAUCACCGUUUAGCUUCUUGGGAAUUUUGGGCAAAAAUAAACGAAGAAAGAGAAGUCAAUCUGAGGACUCUUCACGAAGUGACCUCAAUCGACUUUCCACCAAAACCGAUAUUAAGAAAGAACUCCUGAAUUUCAAUAACAAACUGGAUGGUACCGUUCCGAAAGCAUAUAGCUCGUGUUCUAUUGUCAAUAGCGUAAUAACGGUAACUGGAUCUGCUACUAGUGCAACCUGGGUGUGA